CUGGAGGCUGCAGGAGGAGGAGGAUCAGUUAUUUGUAGUGGUCCAGCUGAGAGCUCCUUCAGAAAACAAGAGCGUGCCCCCCCCUGUCGUCCAGCCGCAGUGGUUCUUCCCAGUUGGGCAGCUCCCGCUCCAGGUCACUGCGGGCUUCCGUAGCUUCGCUUCAGCCGCGGACGGCAGCCAGCCAGCGCAAUGUUAUCCCGGUCCCCGUGUGUUUACCGGACACUUGGCCGUUCUCUGUCAGCGGCGAACCAGGCCACUAACGUGUUGGUCCGACAGACUGCAUCAGGUCACUCAGUCUGCAGCAGGCUGCUUUACAGGAAAUCUCAGCCAUGUGAAUUUCCUUCUUCAGUGAAUGUGUACCACAUCAGAUACUUCAAGACGUCUGCCGCUCACAGGGAUGAAGUGGUUACAGUCAAAACUCCUGCAUUUGCAGAAUCGGUUACAGAAGGGGACGUGAGGUGGGAGAAAGCUGUGGGCGAUUCAGUGACAGAAGAUGAAGUGGUUUGUGAAAUUGAGACUGACAAGACGUCGGUUCAAGUCCCUGCUCCAGCUGCUGGAGUCAUCGAGGAGCUGCUGGUUCCUGAUGGAGGGAAAGUAGAAGGAGGAACGCCUCUCUUCAAGCUCCGGAAAGGAGCUGCUGCCACUGCCAAACCUGCUCCGUCUCCAGCUGCAGAUCCUCCACCUCCAACAGCUGCCACCCCUCCACCUCCUCCUCCACCACCUCCAGCCCCUGCUGCCACACCUCCAGUGCCACCACAGCCGGUCCAAGCCAAACCUGUUUCUGCUGUCAAACCCGCAGCUGCAGCUCCACCAGCAGCUCCUCCAGCAGCAGGAUCCAGAGGAGAAAACAGGGUGAAGAUGAACCGCAUGAGGCUGAGGAUCGCUCAGAGACUGAAGGAGGCUCAGAACACCUGCGCCAUGCUGACCACCUUCAACGAGGUGGACAUGAGCAACAUUCAGGAGAUGAGGAAACUCCACAAGGAUGCUUUCUUAAAAAAACACAACAUCAAACUGGGUUUUAUGUCGGCAUUUGUUAAGGCUGCUGCACACGCUCUGACCGACCAACCUGCUGUCAACGCCGUUAUUGACGACACAACCAAAGAGAUCAUCUACAGAGAUUACGUAGAUAUUAGUGUUGCUGUGGCAACUCCAAAGGGGCUUGUUGUACCAGUGGUCCGUGAUGUUCAGACCAUGAACUUCGCUGAUAUUGAGAAAGCCAUUAAUGCGCUGGGAGAAAAGGCUCGUAACAAUGAGCUCGCUGUUGAAGAUAUGGACGGAGGUACGUUCACCAUCAGCAACGGUGGUGUGUUUGGCUCUAUGUUCGGCACACCCAUCAUUAACCCCCCGCAGUCUGCCAUCCUGGGCAUGCACGGCAUCUUCGACAGGCCUGUGGCCAUCAAUGGAAAGGUUGAGAUCCGACCCAUGAUGUACGUGGCGCUGACAUACGACCACCGACUCGUCGACGGCAGAGAAGCGGUCACCUUCCUACGCAAGAUCAAAGCAGUGGUGGAAGAUCCUCGAGUGCUGCUCCUGGACAUGUGAUGUUUCUAGCACCACGUUACUCUUUAUUUAAUGAUAUUCAGCUGCAUAAAAUGAACUCCACAUCACAGAAAACGCACAAAAUUGCCUAUACGGCCACUGUUGUCAUUAGUAACUGUUCAGUCCAACUACAAGGGGUAACUGGAGCUGCGUUUCAACACUAGUGAACCUUAAAUGCAUGCUAUUACCUAUAGAGAGGAAUCUGAAGUAUCUGCAACGUGGGCAGAAUCAAGAUAAUUGCUUUGCUGCAUUGGAAUUUGGCCGACAUUUCACAUUACAGCAUGUCACAUACAUUACAUUAUACUGCAACAUAACUUACAUACGGGUGUGUUAUGUCCCUGUGCUCUUCAGAUGUGUAGCCACAUGAAGCAGGAGAUAAACAAUCGCUGUAUUCUUCUCACAGUUGUGUAAUCGUAAAACAAAAAAAUGGCUUUUCCAGAAAGCGGUCGGUUGCGUAACUUUCUCCGCUGCUCGUUAGCCGGUCGCUCCUGAGCCACUCUUUCCACAGCGGGGCCAAACGGAGCUAAUUCAGAUUAGUUCAAGAUGUUUAAUGGUAACACAGGUUUAUAAGAUUUCCUUGGUUUGCUGCAAGAAACAGUCCGGAAACACGAGUCAGUAACCAGGAAACUAGAUUUUUGUAUGGAACAUGUGUCUACCGGUGCCAUGCCUUUAAAUCAGCGUCGACUGAUGUGCUUGGAUGUGACUCAGUUCAGUUAUAUUCCUGCUUUGCACUUAUCCACGGCCUGUGUUGUAUCGUUUUUAGUUUUCGUUGUUGUCAAGACUACAGAUUCUGAGCAGUCAUCAGAUUUCAGCAAAGCGGACAAUUUACAUUAUUCAUUAGCAGAAACUGUACAAAACAAACAUGCACUAUUGGUUUUUAGUUUACUUUAAAGGCGAUAAGUUGAGAGUAAUGUUCAAAACGCACAAUUUGCCAGCAGGUUUUUAUGUUAAGCUCCAAUGUUGGAACAGAUGUGCAUUGUCCUAUCUUAUACAUGAAAUAUUAAAAAAAAAAUAUUUUAAACAUUAAACAUCUUAAGGGAAACUUAAA
Molecule: messenger RNA, 2587 nt
Organism: Amphiprion ocellaris (clown anemonefish)
Lineage: Eukaryota; Metazoa; Chordata; Actinopteri; Pomacentridae
Product: dihydrolipoyllysine-residue succinyltransferase component of 2-oxoglutarate dehydrogenase complex, mitochondrial-like
Exons: 16
Coding region: 190-1542 (450 amino acids)
Biological process (GO): tricarboxylic acid cycle
Cellular component (GO): oxoglutarate dehydrogenase complex
Molecular function (GO): dihydrolipoyllysine-residue succinyltransferase activity
Source: RefSeq, a predicted model, not a curated record